GGUACUUACUCCUCUUCCUUCAUUGUCUUCAGUUUGACAUGUUGGAGAUGGACCGCCUGGAGAGGCAGCUCGUGAACCUCCCCCUGCUGCAGGACCCAACCUCUUAUAUCCCAGACACAGUGGACUUGACUGAGGAUGCUUUGGCUCGGGAGUACUGGCUCUUCUGCUUUGAGGAGGCAUUGGAUGGGGUGGUGAAGCGAGCCGUGGCUAGCCAGAAAGACCAACCAGAGGCUGUGGAGAGGGCAGAGAAGUUUCGUCAGAAAUACCGUCACAAACUCCAGACCCUCCGGCACCAGCCUUUUGCUUAUGGAUCCCUCACCGUCAGAAGUCUUUUAGACACAAGAGAACACUGUUUAAACGAGUUCAACUUUCCUGACCCCUACUCUAAGAUCAAGCAGAAAGAGAAUGACAUGGCCCUGAAAUACUAUCUAAAGGUGGUGAAGUCAGUAGAGGAGCUGAGCUGGGAGCAAAGACAGUUCACUUUGGUCAAAGGCCUCCUGGCCGGCAACGUUUUCGACUGGGGAGCCAAAGCCGUGUCAGACGUGCUUGAAUCAGAUCCAGACUUUGGGUUUGAACAAGCAAAACAACAACUACAAGAGAGGCCAUGGCUUGUGGAUGCCUACAACCAAUGGAUUGAGAGAAUGAAGGGUCCUCCUCAUAAAUGUGCAUUGUUUUUCGUAGAUAAUAGUGGAAUAGACAUUAUUCUCGGGGUUUUCCCUUUCAUUAGAGAACUCCUCAUCAGAGGCACAGAGGUUGUGCUUGCCAGUAACUCAGGCCCUGCCCUAAAUGAUGUCACUAACAGCGAGCUGCAGAUCUUAACUGAGAGAAUAGCUGCCAUGGACCCUGUCAUUCAGACUGCACUCAAAGAGGACAGACUUGCUUUGGUGCAGAAUGGUUCUAGUUCUCCUUGUUUAGACCUGAGUCGCCUGGACAAAGUCCUGGCCACAGUUGUCAGGGAGCGGGGCACAGAUCUGGUGAUCAUUGAAGGUAUGGGUCGGGCCAUCCACACAAACUACUACGCCAUGCUCAGCUGUGAAAGUCUUAAACUAGCUGUAAUAAAGAACUCCUGGCUGGCCGAGCGUCUUGGAGGCAAGAUCUUCAGUGUAGUCUUCAAGUAUGAGGUCCCUUCUAAAUCUCGAGGGCAUCAUUAGAGAAAUAAAGAGGUUUUGGGGGAAAAAUGGCUAGCUCCAAAAGGAAGGAGCACUAUUUGGUCUUCUGUGCUUCUUCCUGAGAUUGACAUAAUGAUUGUAUUUGAGGUUUUCUUUUGCUUUUGCUUCCUUUUUUUUUUAAAUCAAAAACAAUAAUAAAGGGGUGGUCAUGUGUGCCUGCUCUGAAAUUGAAUGUGCACGUCUGCUGUAGCCUCCCUCAUAACAAUUGGAUGACAGCUGUAGGGGCUUUUUUCUUUUGAGAUUGAAUUUUAUUGUUCUCAGACCAGAUUCUUUUGCUAAAGGUUUCUCCGUUGGAUUCAGGAUGGAUUUGCAAUGACAAAUAUAAUAUUUUAUGAACAGUUUUGAAUUAGCCCUAAUCCUGUUGGAUUUAACAAUAUAUUUAAAUGUAUAAACCUCUGUUAAUUAAAUAUGGUUCUUUUUUUUGAAACAUUGAUAAAAAUCACAAAGAAUGGCUUUUUUAUUUCAUUGCAGACUUAUUUAGAAGUCUUUUUAUUGAACACUUUUUUUUUUUUUUGUUUUUUUUGUUUUUUUGUCAAGCAAUCUGGUUUCAAACGGAACUGGUAUGUUCUAAUUAUUUCACUCACUGCUUUUGUUACUGCCAUACUGAUUCAUAUCUCAUUCAGCUGGCAUUGUCUUUUAAUGGCUAGCACCUCUGUUCCCAUGACAACAUUUUGUAGCGACAAUGAUUUUGUAUUGUUUUAAUACAUUAGCAGUGGCGACCCAACUGAAGUUAAUAUCAAAAGCUUCUUGCACAAAAUGGCAUGCUCGACUUGGUUCUUGGAAAAACUAAGUAACAAUUUAUGGAUUCUGAUUUUUUGUUUUGUUUUUGUUUUUUGUUUUUUGGCCACUUUCUGAAUAUGAUAGAUAAAAUGGUUUAAAUAUAAAUUGGCACAAGACAACACAUUUUUUAAUGAGUUGUGCAUCCAAUAACACUAGGUGUCAGUGUUGUAUUAUAAUUAGUCCUAAACAAAUACCUUUCUUGAUAAAGACAAAUGCUAAUGUAGAAGACUUUCAGGAUUCUCUCUUUUUUUUAAUUUAAUUUAUCAGCCAUUGAUUAGGAGAAAAAAUGACAGGGAACAGAGUCUGCAGUGCCUGCUUCAGAUAUUGCGUCAUUAUACUGUACUGCAUUUGUCCUCAAAUCUGAUGCAGCUCUCGCUUUCUACCGUCUGUGGAAAUCUUUGUAAUAUAAAAUCAGGGUUCUACAGCACAGCAUUGCCUCACUAUCACAGCUUUUUCUGAAUGGGAGCGAGCGACAGAGUUUGUGUAUGCGAAAUAGAAAAAUCCAUUCAUGUUUUUUAAGAUAAACUAUAACACAAUCAUUAGUUUGUGGGCACUAAAUGUUAAAAGCACAGUAUUUCAGGGAUAUGUUACAGAGCAAUUGUUUUUUUGUUUUCAUUCUGAUUGAUUGGUUGGUUCUCUCAAUAUAUCUUAUGUGUUUAUGCAUUAUUUACAUGUGUGGCCCAAAAAAAACCUAAAAUGUGUCAUGAAUUGCAUACAAAUUGACAAGCCAUGUUGUAUUUUAAGCGCAGUAUGUACGGCCAUCAUUCUGACUAAAGGUUUUGGACUGAUGGUCUAGAAUGUGACACGUUCAGGAGUCAGUCGGGUGGUAGCUUUAUAAUAUGCUCAUCACAGACGUUGUGAAAACAAGGAUCUCUCUCAGCCUAAAGCUCUUUGUACUGUCCAUAUUUAUCAUCUGGCCAAAGGCUAACUUACUUUACUAAUGCAUUGUGAGAUUUUGUAAAAUCUAGUGUAAAUAUAACGUAAACUUGUACAUAAAAAUGUACUGUUUAUUUGCAUAUCUUGAUGCAUUCUUGAUAUUUCAGAAAAUUAUACUCACUUGACAAUCAUAUGUAAUUCUGUCAAAUAUAUUUUACACUGUCUUCACUCA
Messenger RNA from Megalobrama amblycephala (Wuchang bream), 3057 nucleotides. It is a transcript of the gene pank4, whose product is annotated as pantothenate kinase 4 (inactive). Lineage: Eukaryota; Metazoa; Chordata; Actinopteri; Cypriniformes; Xenocyprididae. Bases 39 to 1151 code for a protein of 370 amino acids. Gene Ontology annotation, molecular function: ATP binding; pantothenate kinase activity. The transcript is spliced from 10 exons. Gene Ontology annotation, biological process: coenzyme A biosynthetic process. Gene Ontology annotation, cellular component: nucleus; cytosol. The record is from RefSeq and is a predicted model, not a curated record.